CGCUGACUACGACUCGUUAAAUUUUCAAUAGUGAUUCAAUCAUCAAAGCCACAAACCCUUGCACAAACUCGCUGUUUUACAACACUUCAUUCGAAAAAUGAACACUUCAUUGAAUAUAACCGAAGUGGGAGUGGCGUGUACUGGGUCGACAUCAAUGAGUGGAUGCGGCGAGGAUACUGCCAGUGAAGGCCGCUCCUUCGAACAGUACAUAGACUUGCUGUGGACCAUUGUCUGCAUCUUGGCCUUGUCGAAGCUGACACAGUUUUCGGAAUGGUAUUUCAACCAACGUUUAUGUAAUCGAAAGAACUACUACGACAUCUGCUCCAUGAACCGCGAAUGGGAGAACACACUUCAGCAGCACGAGGACGACAAGCGGCAGCUGUUUGAAGAGGUGAGGAUGCUCACCAAGAAGAACCUCCACCUGGAGCAAAUGAUAAAGGAUUUGCGCGAUUGCAAUAUCCACUUGAUCACCGAGAACUUUAUGCGCACUGUGCUACAGGACCAGAAGCAACAGUCCGCCCAGCCGAAUAUCUACAUCACCAACAGCUACUUUCACCUCACUCGCCAAGUGUUCAUCAACGAUUCAUUUGUAGACUUUAACGUUCGCAGUGCCGGUGGCAAGGAUAUCUGCCCCAUAGAAGUCAACGAGGAGGGACUGAAUAUCUGGAUGCAGUAUCUGAAGAUGCGCAAGUACUACAUGGGCCCCAUCGCCGAUCCGAAUUUAAUAGCUCCCAGCAGCCCCGAGCCCCUCGUUAUGACCACUGAGCAGUUGGCCAAGUUGCAGGGCAUUAUUUAG
Messenger RNA from Drosophila erecta, 796 nucleotides. RefSeq lists its product as uncharacterized. Lineage: Eukaryota; Metazoa; Arthropoda; Insecta; Diptera; Drosophilidae. The record is from RefSeq and is a predicted model, not a curated record. Bases 98 to 796 code for a protein of 232 amino acids. The transcript is spliced from 3 exons.